This is a messenger RNA of Candoia aspera, 2122 nucleotides long. Its product is annotated as pleckstrin homology domain-containing family A member 3-like. The transcript has 8 exons. Gene Ontology annotation, cellular component: early endosome; trans-Golgi network; recycling endosome. Bases 213 to 1064 code for a protein of 283 amino acids. Lineage: Eukaryota; Metazoa; Chordata; Lepidosauria; Squamata; Candoiidae. Gene Ontology annotation, biological process: endosome organization; retrograde transport, endosome to Golgi; receptor recycling. The record is from RefSeq and is a predicted model, not a curated record.
UCCUUCCGGCUUUGUUCCUCGUCCAAUUCCUUACGCUUCUCCCCUCUCCCCUUCCUCCCCCGGUCUUCCUUCUCGUCCGCCCUCCUGUUCUUCUCUCUCAGCCACCCCACCCCUUUGUUCCGACCGGCACACGCCCCAUGAUUGGCUGAGCCUCGCCGGCUCAGCGCCGCAAUUGGAUCGGCGUGGCAGACCGGCGCUGGGCUGCGCUGGUGAUGGAGGGAGCGCUGUUGAAAUGGACCAACUAUCUUUCAGGUUGGCAGCCACGAUAUUUUGUGUUAGAAAAUGGCAUCCUCUCCUAUUAUGACUCUCAGGAUGAUGUGGGCAAAGGCAGCAAAGGCAGCAUCAAGAUGGCUGUAUGUGAAAUCAAAGUGCAUGCAACAGAUUCCACUAGGAUGGAGUUGGUCAUCCCAGGUGAGCAGUACUUCUACUUGAAGGCAGGAGGUGCUGCUGAAAGACAGAAAUGGCUGGUGGCUUUGGGCAGUUCCAAGGCCUGCCUUGGGGAUAGCAGAAGCCAGAAGGAAAAAGAUCUGGACAUAAGCAACGAGUCCCUUGGGAGAAAACUGUCUGAACUGCGUCUAUACUGUGAUGUGCUGACACAGCAAGUGCUAGCUGUGCAGGAUGCAACACAACCUCAAGAGAAUGGUUCUCCUUUGGACAUCCAGAAGAUGAAUGAAGCUUCAUCCUUACUGCGGGCAACCUGCAGCCAGUUCAUCUCCACCCUAGAAGAAUGCAUGAAAUUUGCAAAUACUCGUUUGGCUCCUGAGCUGUACCAUCCUUCAACGAUCCCUGAGCCUUCUGAUUUUGUGGGCACUAAACUUCCACAUUCCCACCGGGUAAGACGCUCUAUGAGCCACACAGGCAUAGUUUUCUCAGACAGAGUGCUGGAGCCAGCUCGGAUCCCAGUGGUGCCUCCCAAGGGCACUGAGACUGUGCUGCGGAACUUGGAGGAGAUGGUGGUGUUCUGCUCACAGCAGUGGGGGCAACAGGGCUCCCAGUCUGGGAGUCCCCCUGGCACCAUAACUGAAGAAGCAGUCGGUAGGGGCCACCACCAGAUAACUGCAUGAGAUUGACCUGGGAGGGGAAAGGCGAUGAGUUGAUAAACCAUCGUUGGUCCAGGACUCUCCAGUGGACUCAGCUGGUGGUGACCAACCACUGUAACCUGGAUUUUUGGUGCUUUCUCAGCUCCUGGAACCAUUGGCUGCUCCUGAACUGAAACAGUCCAUCUGGGGUUCCUUCCUCUAUUUUAGGAAUUACUUGAGCCUUCUGGGUAUGGGCUCCUACAAGACUGGCAGGCACAAAUGGCCAGGUACCACAGGCAGCAUCAGUUCUGUUUUUCAGGCUUGUGCUUGCCAGGGGUUUGAGAAUGCAACCGUGUACUCCAAAAUAGAUGUUGGCAUCAGGGGGGUGGGCUGGGAAGCAGAAUAGGGGUCAGCUCUCCAGGCUGGGUUUGUAGGAAAGAAGAGAUGGCCCUCAAAACCAUAUGGGAUGUUUAGUCGUUUCAUACUGGGCAAGUUAAGCUAACUUUCUCCUGGUGCUCCCCCAAAUGUCUUACGUUGGCAUUUCAGCCAUUGAGGCGCUUGAGCCUGGAGACGUAUGGCCUGUUGCAGAUGCAGAACACAGUCUUCCCUCUAUCAGCAAUCCCCCCAGUGUUUGGUGUUCUGACCAUUGGAUGGGAGAGCUUUUUGGUCAGGAACUCAGUCUAGAUGCAAGCAGGGAAGAUCUCGCUGAGCUCCUUUUCCCAGUAGGAGCUUUUCCUCUCAGGCUAAGUCAGACGUCCCCACAGAGCUUGCUGUAGAGGAUGAAGGAGCCCCUUGGAGCUCAGCAGAAUGCUCUUGGGCUCUUUGGUGGAGCGGCGUGGAGCAAAUGCCCAAAGUAGUGGGGAAAGCAGCCUCUCUGGACACCUGAUCUGGACGCAGAGUUUGGUUCCCUCACAUAUCGGUCUCCUGCCUUUUGCACAAAGGAGAGGAGUCUUAGUCUUGUGGAUCGCCCGCCCGCUUUCUGUACAGACGCAUGGCAGCCUUGUGGGCAUCUGCGUGCGUCUCUGUUUGGAGCUUUCUCACAUGAAGAGCCUUGCCAAGGAUGAGACUCUAAUUUUGAAUGAAGACUUUAAUUUUGAAACAAA